CCGCGCGCCAACCCAGCCCCUGGAACUACGCUCCCGUCGUGCCCCUCGGCGGCGGAGGCGGAGGCGGGGCGGUCGGUCGGUUGCUAAGCCUGAGGGAAGCGCUACGCUCGCGCCUGGCUCCUCAGUCGGAGCCCCGCCGAGAGGAUGGACCCCAGCCUGGGCACCCUGGAGAAGCCUGGGGACGAGGACGGGAAGGCCGAGGGGGCCGGGAGCCCAGAGCGGGGGCCCGCGCCCUGGCAAGCUCUCCCCGUCCUGUCUGAACGGCAGUCUGGGGACGUGGAGCUGGUUCUGGCCUAUGCCGCCCCCAUCCUCGACCAGCGCCAGACCUCACGCCUCCUCAAGGAGGUGGCGGCUGUCCACCCGCUGCCCGCCCAGCCUCACCUCAAGAGAGUGCGGCCAAGCCGUGACGCCAGCUGCCCUCACACACUGGAGAUUCUGCUGUGCCUGGCAGGGCCGGCUGCAGGCGCACGAUCGCUGGCCGACCUCCUCCCGCAGCCGGCCGUGGAUCCCUGUGGCUUGGGCCCACCCUUCCUAGUGCCUGUGCCUGCCUGGCCACCGCUGACCAGGCGCCAGUUUGAGAAGGCACGGGCCCACUGGCCCACGUCCUUCCAUGAGGACAGGCAGGUGGCCCGUGCUCUGGCUGGGUGCCUCUUCUCAGCACAGGAGCGGGCUGCCAUGCAGGGCUACAUGGAGCGGGCCUUGUGGGCCGCACGGCAGGCAGCCGCCAGGGGCCUGAGGGCCAUGGGGGCCGUGGUGGUGGACCCGGCUGCAGGCCACGUGCUGGCCAUGGGCCACGACUGCAGUAGUUCAGCCAGCCCCCUGCUGCACGCCACUAUGGUGUGCAUUGACCUGGUGGCCCAGGGCCAGGGCCGCGGUGCCUAUAACCUCAGGCGCCACCCCGCCUGCUCCUUUGCCCCGGCCACCACCCCCCAGGCUGCACGGGCUGGCUCCGUGCGCAAGCUGGACGCAGACGCGGACACAGGCGUGGAUGGCCUCCCCUACGUGUGCACUGGCUAUGACCUCUACAUCACCCGUGAGCCCUGUACCAUGUGCGCCAUGGCCCUGGUGCAUUCGCGCGUGCAGCGUGUCUUCUAUGGGGCGCCUUCGCCUGAUGGUGCCCUGGGGACCCGCUUCCGUGUCCACGCCCGGCCCGACCUCAACCACCGCUUCCAGGUGUUCCACGGUGUGCUGGAGGCCCAGUGCCGCCAGCUGGACCCCUGUGCCUAGGCGCCCGCAGACGGCCUCCUCGGCCUCCUGUCAGAUGCCGUCCCUGGCAAGAAGACCCGGGCUGUGGACUUCAGAGAGACGCACACCCCAGCUGUGCGUCUGCCCAGACCCAGCUUUCACUGGGCUCGAGCGCAGCAGGCACCUCGCAGCCAGGCCCCUGGGCCUUGCUCUUCUGCUACUUUCAGCCCUGAGCCCACAGGUCCACCGGGAUCAUGUCCCUUUUGUCUCAGGUGUUAGAAAGCGGUUCUGAUGUGAAAAUAAACAACCCCAGAACCAG
Messenger RNA from Manis javanica (Malayan pangolin), 1504 nucleotides. RefSeq names its product adenosine deaminase tRNA specific 3 (gene ADAT3). The record is from RefSeq and is a predicted model, not a curated record. NCBI's taxonomy places the organism in Eukaryota, Metazoa, Chordata, Mammalia, Pholidota, Manidae. Gene Ontology annotation, cellular component: nucleus; cytoplasm. Gene Ontology annotation, molecular function: tRNA-specific adenosine-34 deaminase activity.